Molecule: messenger RNA, 1797 nt
Organism: Myotis davidii
Lineage: Eukaryota; Metazoa; Chordata; Mammalia; Chiroptera; Vespertilionidae
Gene: WNT10A
Product: wingless-type MMTV integration site family member 10A
Exons: 4
Biological process (GO): multicellular organism development; cell fate commitment; canonical Wnt signaling pathway
Cellular component (GO): extracellular region
Molecular function (GO): frizzled binding; cytokine activity
Source: RefSeq, a predicted model, not a curated record
CUCCGACCUGGGCCCCAGCCGCGGCCCGCGCUCUGCGCGCUCCUGUUCUUCCUACUGCUGCUGGCUGCCGCCCUGCCCAGGUCUGCACCCAACGACAUUCUGGGCCUCCGCCUUCCCCCGGAGCCCGUGCUGGACGCCAACACCGUGUGCCUGACCUUGCCCGGCCUGAGUAAGAGGCAGAUGGAGGUGUGUGUGCGCCACCCUGAUGUGGCUGCCUCAGCCAUCCAGGGCAUCCAGAUUGCCAUCCACGAAUGUCAGCACCAGUUCCGGGACCAGCGCUGGAACUGCUCUAGUCUCGAGACUCGAAAUAAGAUCCCCUACGAGAGUCCCAUCUUCAGCAGAGGUUUCCGAGAGAGUGCCUUCGCGUAUGCCAUUGCUGCAGCUGGCGUAGUGCACGCGGUUUCCAAUGCUUGUGCCCUGGGCAAACUGAGGGCGUGCGGCUGUGAUGCAUCCCGGCGUGGGGAUGAGGAGGCCUUCCUUCGGAAGCUGCACCGCCUACAGCUGGAUGCGCUGCAGCGGGGUAAGGGCCUGAGCCACGGGGUUCCCGAACACCCAGCCCUGCCCCCUGCCAGCCCUGGCCUGCAGGACUCCUGGGAGUGGGGCGGCUGUAGCCCUGACGUGGGCUUUGGGGAGCGCUUCUCUAAAGACUUUCUGGACUCCCGGGAGCCUCAUAGAGACAUCCACGCACGCAUGAGACUCCACAACAACCGAGUUGGGAGGCAGGCCGUGAUGGAGAACAUGCGGCGGAAGUGCAAGUGCCACGGCACCUCAGGCAGCUGCCAGCUCAAGACCUGCUGGCAGGUGACACCGGAGUUCCGCGCUGUGGGGGCGCUGCUGCGCAACCGCUUCCACCGCGCCACACUCAUCAGGCCGCACAACCGCAACAGCGGCCAGCUGGAGCUGGGCCCAGGGGGGGCUCCCUCUCCGGCCCCGGGCGUUCCCGGACCACGCCGCCGGGCCAGCCCUGCAGACCUGGUCUAUUUCGAGAAGUCGCCCGACUUCUGCGAGCGCGAGCCGCGCCUGGACUCGGCGGGCACCGUGGGCCGCCUGUGCAACAAGAGCAGCGCGGGCCCCGACGGCUGCGGCAGCAUGUGCUGUGGUCGGGGCCACAACAUCCUGCGCCAGACACGCAGCGAGCGCUGCCACUGCCGCUUCCACUGGUGCUGCUUCGUGGUCUGUGAGGAGUGCCGCAUCACCGAGUGGGUCAGCGUCUGCAAGUAGCAGAGGGCUCCCCUCCCUGAGACUGGCCUUUUCCCUGCUGCUUGAGACCUUGACAGAGUCGCCUUUGGCUCCUGGGAGAGGAGGUUGAAUCACAUGAUCUUAUAGGAACCUUCCAGUUCUGAGAGUCCUCAAGUUUGUAAUCACGGAAAGUCUAGACCUCAGUACUCACUUCUAUGGGCUCCAAGCUCCAGCUGCUCAGUUGGGCUGGGAAUUGCCCCAUAUCCUGGGGCAAGUGCCACCAACCCCAUGCCUGUUUCCUUUCAUCCUUCCCCCCUUCCCUUGGAGUAGGAGGGAAUGAAUGGAAGCUGAUGGGCAGCGGGAAGAGGAUUGAAAAGAAGACAUGGACAUAAUUGAGCUGCAGAGAUCCUAGAGAGGCCCAGACACCCUCCCUGACAGGCUUCUGCCCCUCAUCAUUCAAUUAACAAAUAUUUAUUUUGCACUCUUUGUGGCCUGGUACUCUUCAGGGGAUGAGGGGUGCUGGGAAUACAGAUGUGAAUAAGAGAGACAGCACCUGCCCUCUUGGAGUUUACAUUCUGGCUGGGGGAGAUGGACAAUAAACAAGUAAAUACAUAAACA